Messenger RNA from Ostrinia furnacalis (Asian corn borer), 2936 nucleotides. Its product is annotated as post-GPI attachment to proteins factor 6. Lineage: Eukaryota; Metazoa; Arthropoda; Insecta; Lepidoptera; Crambidae. The record is from RefSeq and is a predicted model, not a curated record. Bases 254 to 2662 code for a protein of 802 amino acids. Gene Ontology annotation, cellular component: membrane. The transcript has 4 exons.
GAAUGCCGAUUGCCCGAUUGAUUUCGUGAGAUUGGGUCGGGUUUUCGCCGACAGUUUUUUAUUAAAAUAAAAAUAUCGGCCGAGCUUGCUGUUGAUUUAUCGUGUGAAUGAACAGCAGAUCAAUCGAAGUUACCGUCCUUUCCAAUAAUAGUAAAAAUGCGCACAAAUUUUACAUAAUUUUAGUUAAAUAACUUUGGAUAGUUUUAUACAAUAAAAUAUAAAUCGCGAGAAAUUGUAAAGGUAGGCGUCCAUCAUGAGAAUUUAUUAUGUAUUGUUGUACGUGUGUGUUGUGAGUGCUGGUGAGGAGCCAGAGGAGGAGGUUCAUAGGAGGAAGAUUAUCGAGCAGUUGACCAGGACUCGGACUGUUUUGCUGGAUGAUUACCACUUGGUGACCAGGCAGGUCGCCACCGAUGUAUAUAUGUAUAGAAGCUACCGCACAGUUUCCGUUGUGUUUUACCCCGUGAUGAGGGGGGUCACCGACGCGCGCUUUACGUUCCAAUCGGAGGAGAUGCACUUAAAUAAUAUUGGGUCUUGCAGCCCCCAAGAGGUGAUAGUCAACAUCAAGCAUGGCUCGUAUCCAGCAGUAAAUCCUGAUGGGUACGACUUCCCCCCAUUCUUCGUGGAUCCGGCGACUCGGGAGAACAUUCAUACCCUGGAACUGCUCUCUGAUGGUCUGAACAGGACAUAUUCGAUCACCAACCCAAGACCUGGAAACUGGUACGCCUUGGUGUACAUCAAAUGGGAGGACCCGAGGACGCAGAAGGUUGAGCAACAAGGCUUGGUUGCGGACUGCCAAACAAUAUUAUACACAGAUUUACAAGUGAAAAGAGAAGACUCCAUCGAACUAAUAGACUGCCACGAUAAUCUAACUUUGGAUUACUCGGAGAUACCGAUUUACUUUAAAUGCAUUACUGCAGAUAGCCCACUGCCAUUAAGAUUGAAUGUAACAGUUCUCAAUACUCCCGAAGACAAUAAACAGGUGACCUUUAAAGUGCAGGCGCUGUCUCUGCCGACAGAAGAGAGCAACUUGGUGCACUGCGCGUUCGAUUCGAAAGAGAGCAAGGUACAAACGAUAUCGUUCACACCGCACCCAGUUGCGUGGCACUAUAUCCGCAUCGAGCUCAUAGACAAUGCCUCAAGAGUGGCAGAUUGCGAGUCCUACUACAUGCGCACAGAUUUAGAAGAAAUAGACAAUAAUACCAUUUUCGAUCUUAUGCGCGAUGACAAAGGACGUUUCUUCACGUUCAACUACGGACUCCCAACCACUGAUUUGCAAGACGCGACGAGUCUGAUCAACGUCACCGCAGGCGAAAUAAAGAGCGUGAGGUUCAAGGUCAACCAGUUCCUCGAUAUCGGAGGGAGUCUCCAAAUCGAAGCCAGUCUGCUUAUGAGCCUGAAGUAUUACAUGGGAUAUAAGAGAGAGGUGCACAAAGGUUCUCUCCUCGCGUUCACUGAAGACAACCAGUUCAUCAGGGCCGUCAUUUGCAUGGACAUCGGCCACCCCAGUAUUCCUCUUGAUACUGGUCACUGCAAGUACAACGAUCAAGUCAAGCCGGCGUUAUUCAUCCUGAACAGUACAGACUCUGAAACCAUAUACGACAAGAUUAUAAUUCCGUUCCCGGACAGCGGGACGUGGUAUCUGACGCUGAGGAUAUUCUGCGACCAGGUAGUGUGUCCUUGCCCUACUUCAGAUAAUGGGACUAAGUAUUACGUGUCUGAUUCGUUAGACGAGGAGGAGGUAGUGGACGAUAGCAUUGCAUCUUGGGAUAAUACUAGACAGGGCACGUCAGACUGCAACACUACGAUAGUGCUGUCGGUGUCUUCGACCUCGUGCGUCAGCGGCCGCUGCAGCAACCACGGCAGCUGCUUGCUGAACACUUUCGGGGGACUGGUGAUGUCAUUCUGUUCUUGCUCUGCUGGAUACGGAAAUUGGGACUGUUCUGACGACUCGAGGAUGGACAGCAGAGUGUAUAUGCUAGUCUCCGUGCUAUUACUGACGCUGAGCAAUCUUCUAUUCUUCUUCUCAAUUUACGUCGCCGUCAUUCGUCUCUACUACACGGAGGCCAUGAUGUAUACAUUCACGAUGCUGUUCUCGACGUUCUACCACGCGUGCGAUGCGCCUGCACAAGUGGCGUACUGCAUCGUAAGAGGUAAUAUUCUUCAGUUCGGAGACUUCUACUGCGGUUUGAUGUCCUUCUGGGUAACUUUGCUCGCCAUGAGCAUCGUCGGCGACAAAUUCAGAUCCACAUUCCAACUCAUCGGCGCCAUCGUCAUAGCUUUACUCACGACAUGGAACAUGCAUUCGUUUUUCUCAUUCGUCUUCCCUGUCGCCGUGGGCUGUGUCGUCCUGUUUCUAUCCUGGUACCUAGACUACAGAAAGAACGGGAUCAUGAAGUACCCCAAGUCGUAUUACACUAUUUACAUGCCCAUGGGUAUAGUAUUGGUGACUGUGGGUCUAGUUUGCUACGGGUUUCUUCAAACGGAGCAGAAUUACAAAAUUGUGCACUCGGUUUGGCACAUGAUAAUCGCGUUGAGUGUCGUAUUUCUACUGCCAGACGUGAAGAGGACUGAGGACACCAACCCGUUCGUUCCAAGCCCAAACUCUUGCCGACUGCCUUUUUGCAGGGUCUUCCACCGAUCUCAGGGCAUUGGCGCGAACUGAAUCCUCUGAACGUCUUUAGUUUAUGAUCAAGUACACAAAGGUGCAAUUAGUCUAGUAUGUAAGUUUUAAAUGUCACAAGAAUGUUUUUUCAGCUAGUCAUCCACGAGUACAGAAGAGAUUGUAGUAUUUUCCACAUGUUUGUAAUAAUGUGUGCUCUUUUUUGUAACUUUUAUAAAAUAGUCAAUGUAAUAUACACAUGACAAUAGUGGAAUAGGGUAAUUAUAACGUCUGAAACAAUGCAAGAAGACUGUAAUCGUAGGAUUUCAAUUUUUUC